UUGUAAAAGAGUUUUCUGUAAUAGAAUUAAUAGAAUUAACAGUAUUUUUAUAUUUUUAAAUGUUGGUUAAGAUAUAUCUUUACCCUUUUAAAAUCGAUGUGUAGGAACAGAUUGCCGGAAGAGGUGAUUAACUGAAAUCAUCACAGUGUGCAGCAGUAGUGCUUUCCCUGUUGUUGUGCUAUAGUUGAAAUUAGGUUAAUGUCCCAUUAAACGGUUCAAAAUAUGCCAAGACAUGUCAGAGCAUGACAAAGCGGGGAACAGAAACGCUUCCACUCCUACAUACGACAUCUUAAAAAAAAAUCAUUAUUGCAUCCGCUGAAUUGGAGAAAGACAAAAAGAAAAGUCUGACAGAAAAAGCCCACAACGAACCAUUCAAAUCAAAUCAACCCAUUAACAUCCAUUGUCAGAGUCUACACGAAACUACUACUAUUAAAAUGUUAAAGCGACAGCAGAGUCUGCACAGAGUGUAUUGAUCCCAAGGAAAUGAUGCAGAAGGAAACUACCCUGUUUCCCAGUCUUGUGUCCCACACAGAUAAGCAAUGCACUUGCUAAUUUUAAAGCCAGAAUGGGAAGGAAGCAUGACAGCGAAGUUUCCGCCACACCAAACACUGUGGAGGGGGGAAAAAAACAGAAAGCUUGUCUUGGAAAUAGCUUAGUGUAGAGAGUCUGUCCGAUCGGAGUCGAGGUGGAAUCCAACACCAGCUCAUGGUGGAAUUAUGGCACAUAACGAAACACAUCCACUUUUGGAAAUACUAAAGUCAUUUAAUCUUGGUGAGUGUAUAGGUGUUUGUUUCUUUUAAAGAUCAAGUAUCCCACAGCAACUGUGAGAAACGUGGAUUGUAAGAUGCAGACAUGAUAGUUGUAUGUAUGUACAAACAACGAUAUGAUUUUAGCCUUCUGCUUGUCCGUGCUCGUGGGCCUGCUGCUCGGUGCUCUGGUCUACGUUCUGUUGACCUGGGCAUCUCGGCGCCAGGCCACCGCCAGGAUCACCAGGCGCUCCAAAAAGAGAUCCGGCACCUCACAGACAGCCGUGAGCAACCAGCUGGGCCUUUACAGAAGCACCUUUCUGAGUGUCUACAGACAGCCCUCUCUGGAGCCAGUGGGCCCGCUGGGGAGUAAGCCGGGCGUGGAGAGCUCCACCUUUCGCCCAGUGCCCAAGAGGAGCAGGGCCGGCCUGGAGAUGGGAGAGGACACGCUGAUCACCAUGCCCGAGGACACUGCAGCUUCAAACUCCUCCGAUUCAGCGGCCCUUGUACCAAACAAGAGACAUUCCUUCUGGUUGGGCGGCAACGGACUGAAAGGCUUCUUGCCCUCGCAGACCUCCCCUCCUGCAUACGACAGUGUCAUCCAUGCUUUCGAAGAGACGCGCACUUGAAUCUCUCUGCGUAUAAAUACGGGAGAAACUGAAAAAAAGGGGAGAUCGUUCAGUGGUUACACAGGACUUUAUGACUAGGCGCUGCUGUUUAUCAGAACAUUUACAAAACUCAGUCUAAAGCUUAACUAAAAUCUUAACUGAAUAAAUUUCAAGUUUUGUCACAGUUUUGAUAGAUAGAUUAGGGAUGCAACUAAUGAAAAUUUUCAUAAUUGAGAAUUCUGCAUGUUAGUUUCUCGCUCAAUCAAUUUGUUUUCUCUGUAGAACAUCUCAGAAUAAAAAGAAAAUAGCCAUCAGAGUUAUCCAGAACCAAAAAUAAAUUCUUAAGCUGUCUUGUUUGGUCCAAAAGUACAACAAAAAAAGUAUUUAAUUUAUAAUGGUGUAAAAUGGAGACAGGGGGCAAAUAGAGGAGCUCCAAAGAUUGACUCAAGUGAUUGAUCAAUUAAUCGACUAGUCUUUGCAGUUCUAAUAUUCUGUAGUUUUUUGCAGAACAUCUCAUGACCAUGCAUAUAUAGAAGAUAGUUUUCAUCUGUUCACAUGAAGAUGAGAAAUGGUUAUAUAUUAUCUAAUAUCACAAUAAAGAUUUAAUAUUCA
Messenger RNA from Pungitius pungitius (ninespine stickleback), 1966 nucleotides. It is a transcript of the gene myct1b, whose product is annotated as myc target 1b. NCBI's taxonomy places the organism in Eukaryota, Metazoa, Chordata, Actinopteri, Perciformes, Gasterosteidae. The record is from RefSeq and is a predicted model, not a curated record. Gene Ontology annotation, cellular component: nucleoplasm. The coding region runs from base 884 to 1375 and encodes 163 amino acids. The transcript has 2 exons.